Candidozyma auris is the source of this 819-nucleotide messenger RNA. RefSeq lists its product as uncharacterized. The transcript has a single exon. The coding region runs from base 1 to 819 and encodes 272 amino acids. The record is from RefSeq and is a predicted model, not a curated record. Lineage: Eukaryota; Fungi; Ascomycota; Pichiomycetes; Serinales; Metschnikowiaceae.
AUGAACUAUGAUGAUUCGCCCACGGGUGGGCUUAUGAAAUUUCUCGGGGCUAUUUCCAACGGAGGUGCGCCAGGAACAGGUAUCAGCAAAAUUAUCAAGAUAGGGCAAAACCUUUUAGGUGAUCAGUUACCUGAUAUUCUCAUUCAGUACAACAUUGGUGUGCAAAACGUUUUGAUGGGUGGUUACCCCACAAGGUGGGAUAUGGCUCCAUCAAUUGCCUUCACCGUAAUAUUCUUUGUGUUAUUGCUAUGUCAUACUGCAAUAUUUUUCACAAACUUCUUCCGAGGACACUAUUUCUGGGUACAGAUCGGAUUUAUUAUUUAUGGGCUCAUGAAAGUCCCAGCAUACGCAAUGAGAGCCUACUGGAGUACAGAUAUAUUGCAGAUCAAUAUAGGUUUGUCUUGUGAAGUUUUGCAAAUUGUGCCGGCCUACUUGAUCGUCUCGCUUAACUUGAUAUUGACGCAGCGGUUGUUCACAUGGCGUCAUCCUGUGGGUGGUUCCAGAUGGCUUUUCUGGGGAAUCAUGUUGGGAAUGUAUGCAUUAGUAUUUGUGUUCAUUGCCAUUAUCGUCACUGCUUCUUUGGUCCCCUACCUUUACUACGUAAGUUAUGCCUCCUAUGAGAAAUGGGCUAAAGUGAACCAGGCGUGUGGUAUUAUUGUCAUUCUUUAUGUUAUGACAUCGGUUUCCUUGCUUGCCUUAUCCUAUCUAUUUCCUCCAACGACGAAGGAUGAGAAUCUUUACACUUACCAGCCAGGUGGAUCAAAUCGUUUGCUCCAACAUACUUCGUCGAGAAAGGUGCAGCACAGAGAGCAGAAAUGA